Molecule: messenger RNA, 2361 nt
Organism: Magnolia sinica
Lineage: Eukaryota; Viridiplantae; Streptophyta; Magnoliopsida; Magnoliales; Magnoliaceae
Product: protein CHUP1, chloroplastic
Exons: 8
Coding region: 302-1957 (551 amino acids)
Biological process (GO): chloroplast organization
Cellular component (GO): chloroplast outer membrane
Source: RefSeq, a predicted model, not a curated record
CACGAUUUCCGACUCGGGAAAACAGCUCUCCAUCUUCCCUCCAUCCAAAACGCUUUUUCAGAAAAAUGCAGUGACACUCCAUCUCUCACGCGAAGAGACGCGAGCGAGACGAGAUGAGAAGAUCGAUACUUCAAAUUCCAGAGAACGAUAUGUGUGGCAGAACUGCCGUUAGCCAACUUUGAAGCCUUUCACGUGACUUCCUUACUUCUUUCAAGGCUUUCUAGUAUUUUCAAUUCAUGAUCCUUUGAGCCAUCCAAACGCUUCCUCAUUCAAUUGGCUUCCAAUCUCCAUAAGAAAAAACAUGAAGCAAGAGAUUGCAGCAGAAAACAAGCCCAGCUUGUCAUACUCUCCAACGCCAGCAAGGCUUAGAGCUUCUAAAACUAAGGAUAGCCCAAGACCAGAUGCUGCUAACGGGACCUCACCAGCCCUGAAAACAAGGCCAAGGUCAGUUCUACCAGAAACAAACAACACCCAGAAAGCUAGAAGAUCUCUUGUGCUGACCAAGCUGAAAUCUGGAGAGGACUUGGGAGCUCAGAAAGGUAGAGAAAUGGAGGAAAGGAAGGUUGGUUAUAGACCCGGGAACCGAACCAUCGAGCAGCAUGUGCGGUUGCAGCAGCGUGCCGACCCGAAUUGCAAGAGGAUUAAAGAUAACCCAGACGGGAAGAGAAAGGAAUUGCAGCAGAGGCUCGAUGUGAGUGAGAAUUUGGUCAAGGAGUUGCAGUCUGAGAUACUGUCCUUGAAGGCACGGUUAGAGAAGCUGCAGAGCUUGAACGUUGAGCUUGAGUCACAGAAUAAGCGUUUCACAGAAGAUCUUGCUGCUGCCGAAGCAAAGGUUGCUGCUCUUUCAAGUCAUGAUCAGAAAGACAAGGUUGCAGAGGAUGUAGAGAACCCCAAAUUUAGAGAUGUUCAAAAACUCAUUGCCAACAAGUUGGAGCAUUUUAGAGUAAAGGAAGCCAUCAGAGAAGACAGACCUGUUAAGAUGCUGUCUGUUGCAUUGGAACCAGUGACUAAAACCGUAGAAAUCCGACCAAAGGUUUCAAUGAAUGGUCCCCCUCCGCCUCCGCCUCCACCGCCACCUCCACCUCGCCAUGUCCCUCCCAAACCAGCGAUCAUGCAAAAAGCUCCAGCCCUGGUGGAAUUUUAUCAUUCUUUAACAAAGAAUGGCGGAAAGAAGGAUCUCUUGGGGGCUGGGAAUUCCAGUAAUGCUGUUACUAUUAAUGCACACAGCAGCAUAGUCGGGGAAAUUCAAAACCGGUCCGCUCAUUUGUUAGCUAUAAAAGCAGAUAUAGAGACGAAAGGGGACUUCAUCAAGUUUCUUAUACAGAAAGUUCAAAGUGCGGCUUAUACGGAUAUAGAUGAUGUCUUGACUUCUGUUGAUUGGCUUGAUAGAGAGCUGUCUUCGUUGGCCGAUGAGAGGGCUGUGUUGAAGCAUUUUGAUUGGCCUGAGAGGAAAGCUGAUGCCAUGCGAGAAGCUGCUUUUGAAUAUCGCGAUCUAAAACAACUGCAUAUCGAAGUAUCUUCCUAUGAGGAUGAUACCUCCAUGCCAUGUGAAACUGCAUUGAAGAAGAUGGCAUGCUUACUAGAUAAAUCGGAGCGGAGCAUUCACAGGCUGAUUAAGCUGCGAGAUGUAAGAAUGCCCUCGUUUAGGGACUGCAAGAUUCCAACAGAGUGGAUGCUCGACUCAGGAAUGAUUAGCAAGAUAAAGCUGGCUUCUGUGAAGCUGACGAAAUUAUACGUGAAGAGAGUGUCAUCAGAGCUCAAAUCAUUUCGGAACUUCGAAAGGGAAUCCACACAGGAAGCACUGCUAGUACAGUGUGUGCGAUUUGCAUAUAAGGCACACCAGUUUGCUGGGGGACUUGAUUCAGAAACAAUGUGCGCCUUUGAAGAGAUACGAAAGCGAGUUUCGACACAAGGAGUAGCGUCGCGAGAAUUGUUGGUGGGCAUGACGGCGGCUUAAGAGAUAAAAGGGGCUCCCAACUGGUGAAGUAGGAUGACUGUUGGUGAGUGGGCCACUAUCUGUCGAGCUAUUUACCAGUCAAGAAAAGCAGUUUAGCUGCAUCGUUAAUUUAUGUAUAAACUGUUUGAGAAGUAUAGUCUAAACAAAUAGAAACCGAUAUUCAGUAAAAAGAGCAUGAAUUUUUAUAAAUGGAAAUGUGUAUAUUUGAGAAUUCAAAAAGAAAAAGAAAAAGGAAUGAAUAUGAAUCAAAUGCCAUGAACAGGUGGUGUAUGUUUAUGCAACUAAAACAAUGCAUUUGUCAUGACACAGACGAUAAUUACUAAUAGACACUAAUGCAAACAAGUUCAUUGUUUUGUAUAGUUAUUACCUGCUAAAGAAAUUACACAUGAUAUAUAACAAUUUCA